Molecule: messenger RNA, 1618 nt
Organism: Rhinichthys klamathensis goyatoka
Lineage: Eukaryota; Metazoa; Chordata; Actinopteri; Cypriniformes; Leuciscidae
Product: kelch repeat and BTB domain-containing protein 13
Exons: 1
Coding region: 3-1550 (515 amino acids)
Molecular function (GO): protein binding
Source: RefSeq, a predicted model, not a curated record
UUAUGGUUCGUGUACAAAGUAAUCUGGGUACGGACAGGCAGGAUAGAGGUGUUAUGGGGCCUCCCUGCAGUUUGGGUCAGAGCAGAGACGGAAAUGAGGAAGAACAAGGAGAAGAGUCAACUGGAGUUCUGAGAGUGCAGGUAGAAGAGAGCGUUUUCACCAUAGACAGGGCCGUCCUGGGGCAAAACUGUGAGUAUUUCCGUGCUCUCUUCCGCUCUGGGAUGAAGGACAGCCAGCUGAACGAGUUCCACCUGCAGGGAGGCCUGAAAGCGAGGGGCUUCCUCAUAGCCAUGGCGGUUUCCAGGGGUGAGCGGCCUGCUAUACAAGACCCAGAUGAGAUCGUGGAGGCCGCAGAGUGUGCAGCUUUCCUCCAAGUGGAUAUUCUAGUCCAGCACUUGAUAGACCUUCUUGAUACCGACAACUGCAUUCUUUUGUACCACACGGCAUCGGUGUACGGCUUGUGGAGGUUGUUUCAGAGCGCUGCGGUGUUCAUCCGCGAUGCUUACACUGACCUGCAAGACAUGGUCAAGGCACUCCCAGAGGAGCUGAUCUGCUACGUGGAGUCGCUUUCACCAACAUCGUUUGUCUCUCUAGGGACUCAUUCCCCGUCCAUGAAGAUGCUGCAGGACUGCUACAGGACGGUGUUUUACCUCGAUGAAGAACCGGGUACUUGGAAACACCUGACUGAUCUGCCAACAGACGCCAGCACCUCCAUGGCCGGGGUGGCCAUCGUGGGGAACCGGUUGUAUAUCGUUGGAGGAGUACGGGGAGUUAGCAAGGAAACUGUGGACUUAAGCUUCUGUUAUGACACAGAAACCAACACUUGGAGUGUGUUUGAUGGUCCUCAGCAGUCCAGGUAUAACUUUACCCUCGUGGGUCAGGAUGGACACUUGUAUGCCAUCGGAGGUGAAUUCGACAAAAAGAUUAUGUCCUCGGUAGAAGCAUGUGAUGUUUCCACAGGCACGUGGACAUUUUGUAAGAACGCGCCUCGUUCUGUGGCUUCGCCGGCUAGCGCUGUUGCCAGGCGUAGGAUAUUUGUAUGUUUCUGGAAGUCUCCAGAUACAACAGACAUUUAUGAAUACGCACCUAAAAAUGAUGAAUGGACACUGGUCACCACUAUGGUCAAGCCUCAGAGUUACGGACACUGCAUGGUGGCUCAUGGCGACAACCUGUAUGUCAUGAGGAACGGCCCAUGUGAUGACUUCCUGCGCUGCCUCAUGGACUGCUACAACAUCACUACGGGUCAAUGGACGGCCAUGCCAGGACACUACGUCAAUAGCAGGGGUGCCCUCUUCACAGCUAUGGUGAGGGGGAACUCUGCAUUCACCGUCAACCGCAAUUUGACCCUGGAAUAUGUAAUUUGUGGUGACAAGUGGAAGCCUCGCAGACAGAUGACUGGCUUUCCAAAAAGUGGCUCGCUUUGGACCUGCUUACUUAGACUGCCCAAGAACAAAGACACACAGGAGGAACGUGAUGCAGAGGAAGCAUUGGAGAUGAAUGCCAAUGUGGAAUGUGUGGAAGACUUGGUAGAGGCUAAUCAUCCACUUUAGGGAUUGUGGAUCAAUCCGUUGUUUCAUUUGCAAUUGUAAUUAAAAGAGUGGUACAUCCAAAAGUGAAA